This is a messenger RNA of Conger conger (European conger), 1929 nucleotides long. RefSeq names its product calpain 5b (gene capn5b). Gene Ontology annotation, biological process: proteolysis. Gene Ontology annotation, cellular component: cytoplasm. Lineage: Eukaryota; Metazoa; Chordata; Actinopteri; Anguilliformes; Congridae. The record is from RefSeq and is a predicted model, not a curated record. Gene Ontology annotation, molecular function: calcium-dependent cysteine-type endopeptidase activity. The coding region runs from base 1 to 1929 and encodes 642 amino acids. The transcript is spliced from 12 exons.
AUGUUCUCCUCAGUGAAAGCUUAUGAGGGCCAGCACUACGCCUCACUGAAGAAACAGUGUCUGCAGAGCGGGCUGCUGUUUGAGGACCCCCGCUUCCCCGCCGUGGAUGAGUCCCUCUUCUACCUGGGCAACAGGAUCGGACGGGUGGUCUGGAAGAGGCCGAGGGAGCUGUGUGAUGACCCUCACCUGUUUGUGGACGGAAUCAGUGCCCAUGACCUGCACCAGGGACAGCUGGGAAACUGCUGGUUUGUGGCAGCCUGCUCCAGUCUAGCCUCUAGAGAGUCUCUUUGGCAAAAAGUCAUUCCGGACUGGAGGGAGCAGGAGUGGGAUGUCGAGAAGCCGGAUUCCUACGCCGGGAUCUUUCACUUCCGGUUCUGGCGCUUCGGGGACUGGGUGGACGUCGUCAUCGACGACCGGCUGCCUACGGUGGACAGCCAGCUGGUGUACUGCCAUUCCAACGACAGCAACGAGUUCUGGAGCGCUCUGGUGGAGAAGGCCUAUGCCAAGGUGUACGGUUGCUAUGAGGCCCUGGACGGGGGAAACACCGCAGACGCGCUGGUAGAUUUCACCGGGGGCGUGUCGGAGCCCAUGGACCUGCUGGAGGGCCAGUUCGCCCAGGACGAGGCCGCCCGGAACCAGCUGUUCGAGAGGGUUCUGAAGGUCCACAAUCGGGACGGGCUGAUCAGCUGCUCCAUUAGGGCGACCACCGUGGAGGACAUAGAGGCACGGCUCGACUGCGGCCUGGUGAAAGGCCACGCCUACGCGGUGACUGAUGUCAGGAAGGUUCGGCUGGGCCACGGGCUGCUGGCCUUCUUCAAGUCCGAGAAGCUCACCAUGAUCCGCAUGCGCAACCCCUGGGGGGAGAAGGAGUGGAGCGGACCCUGGAGUGACAGCUCCGAGGAGUGGAAGAAGGUCAGCAAGAGCGAGAGAGAGAAGCUGGGGGUCACGGUCCAGGACGAUGGAGAGUUCUGGAUGACCUUCGAAGAUUUUUGCCAGUACUUCACGGACCUGAUCCUGUGCCGGCUGAUCAACACCUCCUACCUGAGCAUCCACAAGACCUGGGAGGAGGCGGUGAUGCGGGGGUCCUGGGUGCAUCGGGACGACCCGCUCAGGAACCGCUCCGGAGGCUGCAUCAACCACAAGGCCACCUUCCUCCAGAACCCGCAGUACGUGUUUGACGUGCGGAAACCGGAGGACGAGGUUCUGAUCUGCCUGCAGCAGAAAGAACAGCGGGCUCGACCCAAAGAGGGCAAAGUGGACAACCUGGCCAUUGGGUUCGACAUCCACCGUGUGGAGCUGAACAGGAAGUUCCGCAUGCACUCGGCUCAGCAGAAGGUGGCAGGUUCGAUCUACAUCAACUCGCGCUGCGUUUUCCUGAGGAAGGAGCUGAAGGAGGGCCGCUAUGUCAUCAUCCCCACGACCUUCGACCCCAGCCAGCAGGGCGAAUUCCUGCUUCGAGUCUUCACUGAUGUGCCUUCAGACUGCAAAGAGCUGACCCUGGAUGAGCCAGCUCAGACCUGCUGGACCGGGAUGUGUGGCUACCCCCAGCUGGUGACGCAGGUGCACGUGCUUGGAGCAGAGGGACUACAGGGGCAGGACACCAACGGAGCCUCGGACCCGUACGUGAUAAUCUCCUGUGAAGGGGAGAAAGUGCGCUCUCCGGUCCACAAAGACACGUGCAGCCCGGACUUCGACAUCAAAGGCCUUUUCUACAGGAAGAGACCCAAGGAGGGCGUUCACAUCGAGAUCUACAAUAAGAAUGUGAUCGUGGACACCUUCCUGGGCCAGGUGACCCUGUUCAGCGAGCCGACUGACCGGCAGGAGCAGCACACGGUCCACCUGCGGGACAAGGGCAACCAGCAGAGCAGCGACCUGCCCGGCACGCUGACCGUGCGGCUGAUCACCUGCAGCGUGCUGACCAACAUCUGA